This is a messenger RNA of Castor canadensis (American beaver), 468 nucleotides long. NCBI's taxonomy places the organism in Eukaryota, Metazoa, Chordata, Mammalia, Rodentia, Castoridae. The record is from RefSeq and is a predicted model, not a curated record.
CUCUUUGGCUAUUAUGAUAAUGCUACUAUGAACAUUCGCUUGCAAGGCCUUUUUGCAUGGACAGCCAGUAGAGGGGACUUCAUGUUUUCUGCGGAUCGUUUGAUCAGACUUGUUGUGGAAGAGGGAUUGAAUCAGCUGCCAUAUAAAGAAUGCACAGUGACCACUCCAACAGGAUACAAAUAUGAAGGAGUGAAGUUUGAGAAGGGAAAUUGUGGAGUCAGCAUAAUGAGAACGGUAGGUUCUCAUAUCUUGAUUUUGUCUCUUUUGCACACAUAGAAACAUCGGCUGUUUUCCAGGGAGAGGUCAGUUUGCUGUCAUAAUUGCAGCCUGCUUUUGCUUAAAUCUCACCACCUGUGUUGACUGACCUCAUGGUGUGUUGGAAUCAUGGCCUGUGUGCUGCUAAAUGUGGCAAAUUUUAACUCCAGAGCAUCUUCCCUAGUGGCCUGCUCCUGUGGGCAAGCCAUCUUU